Messenger RNA from Athene cunicularia (burrowing owl), 4491 nucleotides. It is a transcript of the gene ZNF319, whose product is annotated as zinc finger protein 319. NCBI's taxonomy places the organism in Eukaryota, Metazoa, Chordata, Aves, Strigiformes, Strigidae. Gene Ontology annotation, biological process: regulation of transcription by RNA polymerase II. Gene Ontology annotation, molecular function: RNA polymerase II cis-regulatory region sequence-specific DNA binding; DNA-binding transcription factor activity, RNA polymerase II-specific. Bases 617 to 2281 code for a protein of 554 amino acids. The transcript is spliced from 2 exons. The record is from RefSeq and is a predicted model, not a curated record.
UCUCAUGUAGGUUGUUCGGCUCCAGUGUUACUUUUAUUCCGUGGCUUUGUAGGAGGUUCAGCUGAGCCAUUGCUUUAACACUUCUUUCAUCUUCACAGAGUGUUGUGCACGAUCCUUGCGGGUUCUGUGUUUUGUCUGCAGAUAGGAUAACAUUGAGGGCAAACCUUCCCCUGAGCUCUCUGGCUCUUCCUAGUCUCUGAGUGCUGCCUGGAGAGGGGGAAAUCUCUCGUAUACAUCCCCUGGAGAGAGCUGCUCCCUGCGCUGCUUCCCUCAUCCUUCCCAAAUGUGAGCGCGUCGCAUCCAGCACGGAGAAGGGCCUCCUCUUGUCUUAAAGGCACUUGCUUCUGCCUCCUGUUCUUUUGUCCAAAAAAGAAACAGCCAAACCAAAUCAGUCCACAAAGAACUUGUGCUGAUCUAAGGAGGAGGCUCUGGAGUCUCAGUCACCUCUUUGUUUCCCAAGAUACUGGCUGUGGGCUGGAUUUUCUGUCCUUGACUUCAGGGGAUUAGCUACAAGGAAUUAGGAUCUUGGAUACUUUGGAUUUUUGUUUUUACUUGAACCCUUUCAACUGAGAAGCUGAAGCUGUCACUGCUAAAAUCCCGGGUUUUUUUCCCAAGCAUGUCAGAAAGCUGGCAGCAGCAACAGCAGCAACCACAGCAGCCGCCGCCACCACCACAGCAGCACCACGCUGGGGCAGCCACCCUCCCAGAGCACUCCAUCCCACCCAGCACUGCUGACAACCCCUUAGGCUGUGCUGUCUACGGCAUUCUGCUCCAGCCAGACCCUGGCCUGCAGCACCACCAGCACGCCCCCAUCCAGGCUGGGGAGCCAUCCCACAAAUGUGGGGUGUGUGGCCACGACCUUGCGCACCUCUCCAACCCCCAUGAGCACCAGUGCUUGCCAGGCCAUGACCGCUCUUUCCAGUGUACCCAGUGCCUGAAGAUCUUCCACCAGGCCACUGACCUCCUCGAGCACCAGUGCAUCCAGGUGGAGCAGAAGCCCUUUGUGUGCGGUGUCUGCAAGAUGGGCUUCUCCCUCCUGACCUCGCUGGCACAGCACCACAAUGUCCACAAUGGCAACGCCAUGAAGUGCUCUAUCUGUGAGAAGACCUACAAGUCUCCCGAGGCAGAGCAUUCCCAGCCUCUUGACCCCUCAGAGAAGCCCUACAGCUGCUCCAUCUGUCAGAAAACCUUCAAGCAUCUCUCAGAGCUGUCCCGGCACGAGCGCAUCCACACGGGUGAGAAGCCAUACAAGUGCACGCUGUGCGACAAGAGCUUCAGCCAGUCGUCCCACCUGGUGCACCACAAACGGACGCACAGCUCGGAGCGGCCCUACAAGUGCACGGUGUGUGAGAAGACCUUCAAGCACCGAUCCCACCUGGUGCGCCACAUGUACGCGCACUCGGGAGAGCACCUCUUCAAGUGCAACGUCUGCGAGCUGCACUUCAAGGAGUCGUCGGAGCUGCUGCAGCACCCCUGCACGCCCAGUGGGGAGCGGCCCUUCCGCUGCGGCGAGUGCCAGAAAGCCUUCAAACGCCCCUCGGACCUGCGGCAGCACGAGCGCACGCACAGUGAGGAGCGGCCCUUCAAGUGUGACCUCUGCCAGAUGAGUUUCAAGCAGCAGUACGCACUCAUGCGCCAUCGCCGCACACACAAGGCUGAGGAGCCCUUCAAGUGCAACCUGUGCGAGAAGGGCUUUGUGCAGCCCUCGCACCUGGUGUACCACCAGCACGUGCACGGCAUAGAAAACCUCUUCAAGUGCAACGUGUGCCAGAAAGGCUUCAACCAGUCCUCAGAGCUGUUGCGGCACAAGUGCGUGCAGAAUGCGGAGCGGCCCUUCAAGUGCGCAGUGUGCAACAAGUCCUACAAGCGGGCCUCGGCUCUGCAGAAGCACCAGCUGGCCCACUGCGCCGAGAAGCCGCUCAAGUGCACACUCUGCGAGAGACGUUUUUUCUCCUCCUCUGAGUUCGUGCAGCACCGUUGCGACCCGGCCCGCGAGAAGCCCCUCAAGUGCCCCGACUGUGAAAAGCGGUUCAAGUACGCCUCGGACCUGCAGCGCCACCGGCGCGUGCACACGGGCGAGAAGCCCUACAAGUGCCCCUCCUGCGAGAAGGCCUUCAAGCAGCGUGAGCACCUCAACAAGCACCACAGCGUGCACGCCCGGGAGCAGCAGUACAAGUGCAUGUGGUGCGGGGAGCGGUUCCUGGACUUGGGCCUGCUGCAGGAGCACAGUGUCCAGCACACGGCCGAGGGCGCCUACCAAGUGGCUGCCUGCUUGCCGUGAGACCCCCCCGCCCCGCAGUGGCUUUCAGCUUGCAUGUGAUGCUCCUGAGCCUCGGCCUCCCCUUCCUUCUCCUCGGUUGUAGACAGCCUCCAGUGUGUUUGGGGGAAAGGGGAGGAAUGGUGGGUGGGCAGGUAAACUUUCCUCUGUCCUCGGUGGUUGAUAGGCCACAUGUACCGCAGGGGUGACAGACAACAGGAAAAGUUCAAAGGGGUGGAGAGGGAAGGAGGGAGGUGGGGAGAGGAAACGAUGCCUGUAGUUGCCUGGUGUCCCCUGAACUGUAGUUCAUGCUGUACCUGCAGUUCCAGUGCUGGGAGCUCAGCUGCCCGCUGAGGGCACCAGCCCUUCGUGUGCAGCCUUCUUCCCCUGCCCUAGCUGGGUUGGCAGGGAGGGCUGUGGGUAACUCUCCUCCUGGAGAGGGCUUGGGAGCAAGGCAGAGCCAGCCCUCCCUUCUCCCAAGGUGUGCUGCUUGGCAAGGAAGUAGCAGGUUUCCACUGCUGGGCUCUCCCAACUUUCUUGGUCCAAGCUCAGUUGAGAGGACCAUUGCAGAUUGCUAGCAUUGAUUGACUGCCCUGAUCUCCCUUGUUCUCCCUCUUUCUAGAGUGUAGAAAGGGAAAAGCCAUGGGGCUACACAGCUCCAAAAAGCACUUUGGCAUUGCUGCUUUUGCAGUCACUGGCUGUCACACUCCACAGGGGUUCUGAGUGAGCCUGCCCGCCCCCAUCCCUGCCAGCAGCAUGGGGAAGAGUAGGAAGCACCAUGCCGCUACUGGAGAGCAUGACGAGAAGAGCCUCCAUGCCCUGCUCUUGGAUGAGAUCAUGGCAUUUAAGAGCUGCUUCCUGAGGGACCUAGCUCUUCUGCCAAGACUUGCCUCCAGGCCCCUUCCCUCUUUGCACCGCUUGGGCUGUUAGUUACCUCUGGGGAUCAAGGAAAGGGCCAUCCCAGCAGUUCAAACACUAAAGGGUGAGACGAACACUACUGAUAACCUACAACUUCGGAGGCAUUACCAUCACCAACAGUAACCCACACCAUGUGCCAGGGGCUUGGUGACUGAUUUGCUGGAGGGGACCCAGAGCAAGCCAGGAGAAUCCUUCCUGGCCCGUGGGCUCGGCUCCACGGGGAGGGGAAGGUUAGUAGUGGGUAAAGGAGGAGUUUAUUUUUUUCACCCCUCUUGCAGGAGUCCUGUUUUACUCUUUUAUUCUUUCUUUACCUCUUCUGUAUUUUUCAGGUUUUGCACAGUUGUUGUAAACAUCACUUAAAAAUAAAUUUCCCCUAGCAAGGUUGAUGCAGCCUCAGGUGUUUUCCUCUGCAGGAUUUUGCUGGCUUCUCAUGGUCAAGAGACCCGUUACCAGUUAGAUGCCUUGGAGGUUGAAGGCAUGCUUACUAGGUUGCCCACCAGCCUUAUCUUUUCCAUCUUUGGAGAGAGUAAAAUAUCCAUCUGUGGAGAUCCUCAAGCCCUGACUGGAUGUGGUCCUGGACAACCUGUUGUAGCUGACCCUGUGUGAGCACAGGGUUGGACUAGAUGAUCUCCAGAGGUCCCUGCCUGCCUCAGCUCUUCUGUGAUCUUGGCUGGCCCUUGUGUGAGGUAGGAGUGUUGUCGUGACCUGUAAUUAGUGAACAGCAGCCAGUAAGUUGCCCAUGUGCUGCACAGGUGAUGAGGACAAGUUUAAUACCUGUUGUCCAUGGCAAGUACAGAUAGAUUAACCUUGCAGAGAGUUGGGCUGUACCUGCUUUGCUGGUAGGGGACACUCAUCUGAAAGAUGAAGAAAGGCUUUUGUUUCCAUUUCCAGCUCAGUGAGGGGAAAUGAGGUUUGGUUUUGGGGCUGGGACACUUCUGUGACAGGUGUGACCCUGGGGCUGAGUCUUCAUGCACAGCUUUAAAGGAGGUUAAAGCAGACCUUGAUCUCUGCUGCCCAGGGAAGAAGGACCGAUGGUUAUCUUGCUUCAUGCUGACUCAAAGAUGUAGAACUUCCUACCAAGUUUUCUGUCUGUCUAUUUUUCCUUUUUUUUUUUUUAAGCAGUUUGUUAAUAUUCAUUAAAAAAUACUGUAUAGUUUAACUCGAUGUCAUACUGGAUCUUUUUUAAAAAAAAAUGUGAUAACUUGGAUUAUUAAAGAGCGCUUUGUUUCUAGGUAGCUGAUUUUUGCUGUUUAAUGUAUAGUAAGUUCAGUGUACGCUUUACUGUAGGAGUAAAAGUGAGGAGUAAAACCAAGGAA